AUGGAGCUCACUGGAAAAUUAAUGGAGGCACUUGGGAAUUUGGCAUUCGACAGAGGAAGUAAGUAUUUCUAUUUGGUUGAUAAUCUAAGGUCGCUCGAAACGAAGUUGCAAAGAUUACGCAACAGGAAAAUUGACUUCGAGUCGAAAGUGAAAGUUGCAGAAAGAUCUGGUACUAAGAAAAGGAAAAGGGAGGUUGAGAAUUGGUUUGAUGAGGUAGCCAAAAUGGAGAAUGAAUUCGUUGCAUUGAAAACGAGCAUACAAGAGGGAGGAUUUCUAGAAAAUGCAAUUAGCAGUGGGAAAAGAGUGGAGAAAAUGGACGGGAUUGUAGAGCAACUGAUGGUGCAAAGUGAUAGUGAUCAUUUUGGUGAGCUUUGCCUCGAGGCUUCUGAGAGCAGAGGUGAGCCACGAGAGACAACAGAAUUAUUUGGAGAAAUGUUUCGCAAAGGUCUGGAAAGAAUCCUGGCAUGGUUGGACACCAACGAGAUCUUAAGGAUUGGGAUCUGGGGGAUGGGAGGUGUGGGUAAGACUACUUUGGCGGAACACAUCCAUAAUCACCUCCUUAAGAAUACUCAAUCCAAGGUUUAUUGGAUUUCUGUCUCCCAAGAUUUUACCAUCAAAAGGCUGCAAGGUGAUGUUGCUAAACACUUAGGGCUUGAAGGUGAUCUGUCAAACGUGGAUGAUGAAGGAGUAAGGGCACUUAGGUUGCGUGACGCAUUCGAGAAAAUGGAGGAAAUGGUAGUGCUCAUGUUGGAUGAUGUUUGGGAAGAAUUUCGUUUAAACAGCUUAGGGAUUGGUGCAAGAAAUUGCAGACUGAUUUUGACUACACGCUCAGAAGAAGUGUGCAACCGCAUGCGAUGCCAAAGCAAAUUUGAGUUGAAAACUUUGGACACAGAGGAAGCUUGGGGUUUGUUCGAGCGUACACUUGGCAGCGAGACCGUGCUUGAUGGAGAUUUGGAAGGUAUUGCCAAGUCCAUCACGGAAAGGUGUGGUGGUUUGCCUCUUGGUAUUGUCGUAAUGGCUGGGAGCAUGAUAGGUGUGACCGACAUCCAUGAGUGGAGAAAUGCAUUGGUAGACUUGAAUAGAGUAGAGCACGGUAAGAUGGAAGAAAAGGUGUUUCGCAUCCUGGAACGGAGUUUCAAUCGCCUGGAUAAAUAUGAAAGGAAUUGCUUCUUGUAUUGCUGUCUUUAUCCGGAAGAUCGGAAAAUAAGAAGAGAGGAACUAAUAGACCUGUUUAUUAGGGCAGAGCUGAUGUCAAAACGGGAAUCAUGGUCAGAAGAAUUUGAUCAAGGUCACACAAUAUUAAACAAACUGAUUAGAGUUUGCUUGCUGGAAAAAACUAAAGAUUCCGAAGGGGAUGACUGUGUGAAGAUGCAUGAUUUGGUCAGAGAUAUGGCAUUAAGGAUCACAACGCAUGGAAACUCCAACCUACAGAUGAACGGGGAUGUACCACGGUUCUUGGUGAAAAGCAUAGGAAAGGGAAAUUCCAAAGUAACACUGGAACCAAAAAAAUGGACAGAAGAUCUCCAUGCAGUCUCCUUUCAUUCAUUUUCAUAUCCACAACCAAAAAUAGAAAUUCCGCCAGCCUGGUCACCAAAUUGUCCUAAGCUCUCAACCUUGCUUCUUUCUUGGGUUUCCAUAAAAGAAAUCCCAGAUUCAUUCUUUCGGCACAUGUGUGGACUUAAAGUUUUGAAUCUAUCUGAGUGCCAAGGUAUAACAGAGCUGCCUGAUUCUGUUUCAAACUUGGUGAAUCUCACUGCUUUGAUUUUGGAGGGUUGUGAAGGCCUCCGAUUUGUGCCACCACUGGGAAAGCUCAAGCAAUUGAGGGAUUUGGACCUAUCAAGUACUAAGAUUCAGGAUUUACCUGAAGGUUGGGAGUCACUGGUCAACCUCGAAAGGCUUCACUUGAACAGGUGUUGGGAUUUAAGUCAAAAGAUAAUACCAAAAGGGACAUUUUCCCAAUUGCACCGUCUUCAACUGCUAUUAUUGCCACUCUAUGGUAGCGUACAAGUUAAUGAUCCAGAAGUGUUGAACCAGUUAGAAAGUUUUAAAGGAUAUUUGUCUUCUAUGGACUUCUAUAAAAUUACUCGGUGGCCAAAAUACUAUACUGUUUAUGUCAAUGACAUCUUAACUAAGCAAACGUUUCAUGCCCUUAACCAGCAACAAUUGCAUUUCCAUCAGUGUGAGCUUGGUAGAGGAUCGAACUAUCUGCCAGAUAAUAUGAAACGUCUGACAAUCGAGGAUUGUAAGGGCAUAGGCAUUAGGUGCUUGUCAGAUGUUUUUAAGAAUUUUAUAAAUUUAAAGCACUUAUCUGAAUUGAAAAUUAUAGAUUUGGUUGGAAUAGAGUUCCUCUGGCAAUUGUCCUCUGCUUCUCCACGUGGUCAGUUGGAAGUCUCGUCUUUCAGUCCACUCCGUGGUCUCGAAGAGCUACGCCUCUGGAGUUUGCCAAAUCUGGUUGGUCUUUUUUACGGAGAAUCAAAACCAUAUUUGCUUCCAGCUGGCACCUUUUCUUCCCUUAAAGUAUUGUGGAUUUUUACAUGUCACAACAUGAAGCAGCUAUUCACAGUGCAGUUGCUGCAGAGCCUUCAAAAUCUUGAAGUAUUAUACGUUAAAGAUUGUGAAGGACUGGAGGAGAUAGCAGCAGAUGGCAAUGGAGUAGGACAAGGAGGAGGAGAAGGCACCCAAUUGACUUCAAGUGAAGGAGCCACCGCCACUGUCAUCCUUCCGAAAUUAUGGCGGUUGCGUCUGACUAGCCUGCCACAACUGAAGAACAUUUGCAAGGCAGCCAUGAUCUGCAAUUCAAUUGAGGAUAUUGGAAUAUUUAAUUGUCCAAAUUUGAAGAGGCUGCCUCUAUUUCUUUCCACCAUCAAUGGACCACCAUAUUUGCUUCCAGCUGGCACCUUUUCUUCCCUCAAAGAAAUGUGGAUUUCUGAAUGUCACAGCAUGAAGCAGCUAUUCACAGUGCAGUUGCUGCAGAGCCUUCAAAAUCUCGAAAAGUUAAUAGUUAAAGAAUGUGAAGGACUGGAGGAGAUAGCAGCAGAUGGCAAUGGAGUAGGACAAGGAGGAGGAGAAGGCAUCCAAUUGACUUCAAGUGAAGGAGCCACCGCCAAUGUCAUCCUUCCGAAAUUGAGGUGGUUGAGUCUGACUAGCCUGCCACAACUGAAGAACAUUUGCAAGGCAGCCAUGAUCUGCAAUUCAAUUGAGGAUAUUGCAAUAUUUAAUUGUCCAAAUUUGAAGAGGCUGCCUCUAUUUCUUUCCACCAUCAAUGGACCACCAUCUCUUCCCAGCACUCUUCAUAAAAUGAAGGGAGAUAAAGAAUGGUGGGAAUCGUUAGAGUGGGACUAUCCUAGUGCCAAAAAGGACCUUGACCCAUACUUUACCACAGAGUGA
Messenger RNA from Coffea eugenioides, 3387 nucleotides. Its product is annotated as putative disease resistance protein At4g10780. Bases 1 to 3387 code for a protein of 1128 amino acids. The transcript has a single exon. NCBI's taxonomy places the organism in Eukaryota, Viridiplantae, Streptophyta, Magnoliopsida, Gentianales, Rubiaceae. Gene Ontology annotation, molecular function: ATP hydrolysis activity; protein binding; ADP binding. The record is from RefSeq and is a predicted model, not a curated record.